Messenger RNA from Mycena indigotica, 816 nucleotides. Its product is annotated as ER membrane protein complex subunit 3. Gene Ontology annotation, biological process: protein folding in endoplasmic reticulum. Gene Ontology annotation, cellular component: membrane; EMC complex. The coding region runs from base 19 to 816 and encodes 265 amino acids. The record is from RefSeq and is a predicted model, not a curated record. The transcript has 7 exons. NCBI's taxonomy places the organism in Eukaryota, Fungi, Basidiomycota, Agaricomycetes, Agaricales, Mycenaceae.
UACCAAUUCUCGACCACUAUGGCAGGCCCAGCCUCAUUAUAUCUGGACCCGCAAAUCCGCGACUGGGUCCUAUUUCCGAUUACUUUGGUCAUGAUUCUUGUUGGUAUUCUAAGGCACUACGUGGUAAUACUCCUCCAAAGCCCGCCGAAAAAGCUUCCUCGGGAAGCCGUACGUGAACAACGGGCACUGACGCGCUCGCAAGUGCUGAGAGCGACGUCGGCCAACUCCCCCAUUCCCCCGACCUACUACAAGUCUAUUUCAAGGCACCUGUAUGAUGCGUUUGAAGCUGGCACAUAUCUAAAAGACGGUCCCCCGCGCGAAGGAGAAGCGCCAAAGGGCCCACCCAACCCAAUGACCGACCCAGCCGCAAUGGACGGUAUGAUGGCUGGGAUGAAGACACAAAUGGUCAUGAUGGUCCCACAAAUGGUCAUUAUGGGGUGGAUUAAUUUCUUCUUCCAAGGCUUUGUACUCAUCAAACUGCCAUUCCCACUCACACUGGGUUUCAAAUCGAUGCUGCAACGUGGAAUCGAGACGACUGACAUGGAUGUCCGUUGGGUAUCUUCUUUGUCUUGGUAUUUUCUCAACUUCUUUGGUCUGAACGGUCUCUAUCGCCUUAUUCUUGGGGGCGACAACUCUGCUGAUUCGUCUCGGGAUAUGAAUGCCAACGCGUUCGCCGCGCCCCAGGCUGCUGGCCCGCAAGACUUUGGAAAGCUGUUCAAAGCCGAAAAGGACAACCUGGAGUUUGCAGAGGGGUCAUAUACGUGGGUAGGCGAUGGGGUUGAAGAUCGCGUGUUGCAAAGAUAUGGCAAGGCUUAG